Pistacia vera is the source of this 1739-nucleotide messenger RNA. RefSeq names its product alpha/beta hydrolase domain-containing protein 17B-like. Lineage: Eukaryota; Viridiplantae; Streptophyta; Magnoliopsida; Sapindales; Anacardiaceae. The transcript is spliced from 5 exons. Bases 30 to 911 code for a protein of 293 amino acids. The record is from RefSeq and is a predicted model, not a curated record.
UUGCAUGUUUUCAACGUAAAUGAGAGAAUAUGGGAAAUGUGACAUCGAAUGUGGCUGCAAAGUUUGCGUUUUUUCCUCCUGACCCCCCAACGUAUGAUGUGUUUAGAGAAGAAGAUGGGAGGCUUGUGUUCUCCGGAGUCACGGCUGAUAAGAACAUGGACGUUCAUGUUUUGGAAACAAAAGGUGGCAACAAAAUCGUGGCAACGUUUUGGAAACACCCUUUUGCAAGAUUUACUAUUUUGUAUUCUCAUGGAAAUGCUGCGGAUUUGGGGCAGAUGCAGGAGCUCUUCAUUGAGCUUAGAGCUCACCUCAGAGUCAAUAUUAUGAGUUAUGAUUAUUCCGGAUAUGGAGCAUCCACUGGCAAGCCUUCCGAGUUCAACACAUAUCAGGACAUAGAGGCUGUGUACAAUUGUUUGAAAAGGGAGUAUAAUGUUAAGCAGGAGGAUCUGAUUUUGUAUGGUCAAUCUGUCGGAAGUGGACCUACGCUGCAUUUGGCUUCUCGCUUACAGAAGUUAAGAGGUGUUGUUCUUCAUAGUGCCAUCCUUUCAGGCAUUCGCGUCUUGUAUCCUGUCAAGAUGACAUUUUGGUUUGAUAUUUUUAAAAAUAUAGACAAAAUCCGACAUGUCAACUGCACGGUUCUAGUUAUACAUGGAACGAACGAUGACAUUGUUGAUUUGUCCCAUGGGAAGCGCUUAUGGGAACUAGCUAAGGAAAAAUAUGACCCUCUAUGGGUCAAAGGUGGGGGUCACUGCAACCUUGAAACUUACCCGGAGUACAUUAAACACUUGAGAAAAUUUAUGAAUGCUAUGGAGAAAAUCUCUCUCACAAAACCGUCCAAUAAACAACUCACUCCUAAUCCAAGCAUUACAGAAGGUAGACAUAACAAGUGCUUGAGAUUCGGGAAAAGAUAGUCGGAUGAGAAGUAGUGAAUCAAGACAGGUAGCUUCUUCGCAAGGUCAGCACAUCUCCAAGAAUAGGCUUUGCUUGCUUUAUGGACUUGGUGAUUGUUAGCCAAAAGCUUUUUAGGUUUGGUAUGUUUCUCAAAAAGGAACAACGGAUAGGGAAUUCGUAUAAACCUGUUUUUGAUCCAGAUUUCGCCAGGCUACAAUUUUUGAGGUAGGGAGUUCCUGCACUUAAUCUUUACGAUUCUUGUCAUGCGUGGUCUAUUAGAGAAUUCAUCAGAAUGUGUGCUUUUUGAUCUGGAUUUCGUUUACAAUUUAGCAAAGUUGGUUUAUGCAAAAACCAUUGUCAUUGUUGAAAAAGAAAAAAAAGAAUACAUCAGUUACAUUAGUAUGUUUCGCCAUUGAUCGAUUAAUUUACCUUUUUCCAGUUUGCUUUCUUGUGCUAGAUCUUUAGUUGUUGUGACAGUGAUUUAUCAAUGGCUAUGUAAAUAUCAUGUUAUUCUGAGCUUGUUAGUAUGUUUUCUAUGCUCCUUUCGCGAAUUCGUGACAUGUUUUAGACUUUGUAGCAUUCAAGAAUGAAGAAUGGCUGCGAAUGCAUGCACCUGCUGUUGCCAUUGCUGCAUAAUUAGCAGUUGUAAUCUUGCAGAUGUGUAGGGAACUUCAUGGAAUGUGAAUCCCUUUAAAGAAGUAUAUAAUAGUAAAAUUUUGUGAGUGAUGAUGGAUCAAUCUACAAGGUUUAUGUUUUUUGUAUUUCAAGUUCAAAAAGUUGGUUGCCGAAGUGUUUUUGCUUAUUUUAUGGUGUGUAAAUCGGAAAAAUUAAGGUAAAACGGACAUAUC